UUAUUUUAUUUGUUUUAUUAAAAACAUAUUUUAAAUAAAAAUAUAACAUGAUGACAUAUCAACAUAAGUACAUGAAAAGUUUGGUCAAUAAUAUUUUCGAACACCGUAAUUACAAUCGUACUGAACAAAAAGUCAAUGUAUCGUUCAAAGGACCCAUAAAUAAAAAGUAUUUUACGGAAGAUCCAGAGGCGGAAAACAUUGAACGACUCCUUUUAAGCAAUCCAAUGUAUUUGAACCCAGAUAUCCUAACACAGAUUGAGCUCGCUCAAAUGACAUCGUCGAAUGCACAAACUGUUGGUUAUCGUCCAUCUUCCAGGAUUGAACGCCUAGCUAUGCCGUUGCCGCGAUGGCGUAAACCGCUGAUUCGAUUGAGGAACGUUAACAAGAAAGUUAACCGUAAAAUUCCAUGGUGCAAAAAGGGCCCUAAAGCUCCCGAUGACAAAGUUCAAGUGAUAAGACCACCACCUCUACCAGCAAGAACUAAAACAGGAGUAUCACGUGCAGCUCUUAAGUAUGAGGCGACGGAUCACAUAAAACGAUUGGCCAAACACCGACCAAUACCAAAAAAGGACGACGACAAAAAGUUUUUCUCUGUAAAGCCAUUGUCACUUAUUUACAAGCCGUCACCUCGUAUCAAUGAAUUAGCCAAGCCCCGACACCAUAAUGUAAAGAAGUGAUUAUCGUUGAUUCUAGUAAUUACUAUUAUUAUUAUUUUAGGUUUUUAAGUUUUUCAAUAAAAAUAUACACUUUUAUCCUUAUAUUUUAUAGCAAAAUAUUUUAGGUAGGUAGUACUUUUAUAUCCAAAAAUU
This is a messenger RNA of Aphis gossypii (cotton aphid), 809 nucleotides long. RefSeq lists its product as uncharacterized. The transcript has 2 exons. The record is from RefSeq and is a predicted model, not a curated record. Lineage: Eukaryota; Metazoa; Arthropoda; Insecta; Hemiptera; Aphididae. The coding region runs from base 48 to 677 and encodes 209 amino acids.